Messenger RNA from Schistocerca serialis cubense, 12972 nucleotides. It is a transcript of the gene Utx, whose product is annotated as histone demethylase UTY. The coding region runs from base 720 to 4682 and encodes 1320 amino acids. Gene Ontology annotation, cellular component: MLL3/4 complex. The transcript is spliced from 21 exons. Gene Ontology annotation, biological process: regulation of gene expression. The record is from RefSeq and is a predicted model, not a curated record. Lineage: Eukaryota; Metazoa; Arthropoda; Insecta; Orthoptera; Acrididae. Gene Ontology annotation, molecular function: chromatin DNA binding; RNA polymerase II cis-regulatory region sequence-specific DNA binding; protein binding.
GCCUGCCCGGUUGCCCGCUAGCAGCUCGGUAGCCCACCCGCAGCCACUGGCACGGGACAGAUUCGGAUAAGGUGCGCUCGGGAGUGCAUGUGUGUGUUAUGUGCGUGUCGGCGUGCGUCGGUGGGGAAGAAGGGACUGCUGGGAGUGGAAGUGGUGUUGCAGCCGCCGGCCGGCCGCAGGCCAAGAUUUUGUAGCAGCAGCCGUAGGACCACGUCAGGGAUUCCAUUCCGUUCUGUCUCGUGCCAACUCAAGUGCUUUUAUGGUUUUUUAAUGAUCUACCUAGCAAGGAUUCUUCCGGGUGGCCAGAUUUUUAUGACAACUCUUCGCCGUCAUUUACUAUCACUGCCAAAGUUUUAUGGACUCAUGUAGCAUUAUAAGGACAUGUUUUGAACAUUCACUGCCAGUUACUGCCAGAUAGCACUGCCAAUUCGAAACCUGAUCACUGCCACUGACUCACUGAUCGGAGAUAUUUAUUACUAUUUUACGUAAAUCAAUGUGUUCUUCCUAUUUGCCUUAAGUAGCAUUAGUGUUAAAAAAUAAUAUAGGAGUGGACUAAAGACAUAUUGAAAGUUGCUCAACCGAGAAGUGUUCGUGGAGCUUCCUGACAGCCAGCUCUUUAAACUCGUGGCGCCAGCAGGGCCGUCAAAGCCUUCCGACAAGUUCUUUACGUCGACCCAGGCUUCUCCCGCGCCAAUGAAGUCCACCUCCGUUUGGGGUUGAUGUUCAAAGUGAACAAUGACUGGGAAUCUGCCUUAAAACAUUUACAGUUAGCUCUGAUAGACGCCAGCCCUUGUACAUUCUCCAAGUUAGAAAUUCGUUUUCAUAUUGCACAUUUGUAUGAAGUUCAAGGAAAGUACAAAAGUGCUAAAGAAAACUACGAGCAGCUGCUUCGUGAAAAAGAUUUACCAACUCACUUGAAAGCUGACAUAUGCAGACAAUUAGGUUGGAUGUAUCAUUGUGUUGACUCCCUGGGAGAUAAGAAUCACCGUGAAAGUUUAGCUAUACACUGCCUACAGAAGUCAAUUGAAGCUGAUCCUAAAUCUGGACAAUCCCUCUAUCUUCUGGGACGCUGUUUUGCUAGCAUUGGGAAAGUACAUGAUGCAUUUAUUGCAUACCGUAAUUCUGUUGAAAAAUCUGAAGGCAAUGCAGACACCUGGUGUUCAAUAGGUGUCCUUUACCAGCAGCAAAAUCAGCCUAUGGAUGCCUUACAGGCAUACAUCUGUGCAGUCCAGCUUGAUAAAAGCCACACAGCAGCAUGGACUAACCUUGGUAUUUUGUAUGAAAGCUGUAACCAGCCCAGUGAUGCAUUUGCUUGUUAUGUGAAUGCAACAAGAGGUUCUGGUGGAAAUACUGGGAGCCCAAUAAGUCCAAACAAUACAUCUAGUACCAUUAAUAAUAACUUAGCAUCACUAACAACGUCACCAAGCAGAGCUCCAGGGGGUAUGAAUCCCAACCUGAGCCAAAGAAUAAAGUUCCUGCAGAGUCACUUAGCAAGCGCACCAAUGCCCAGCAUUACCAGCAAACGUCGGCAACUGCCAUCAAUAGAGGAGGCAUGGAACCUCCCCAUAUCUGCAGAAAUGUCAUCACGACAACAGCAACAACAGCAGCAACAGAACCAAGCUGUUGCGCAGCAGAGGGGGCCAGGAACACCAUUCCAGAAGGGAUAUACACAGCCAGGACAACAACCUCAGUACAAUGGUAUAAAUGGCCAUCACCAAGUCUCUCCCCAGGGUCCUCCUCCACCCUAUCCAGUGCAAACAAAUGCUGCUGGGACGAAGAGAUUCAAGAGUGGGGGAGAUGUAGUUGAAAAUAGCCCUCCUGGUGCAAGAGUGGCACCAGCAACCAACCAACAGAGAGCAGUGCCACCACCAACAUUUAUGAACCAACAGCAGCUACACAUGCUCCAGUAUUUGCAACAGAACAUAGCGAACCUUAACCCACAACAACAGGGUAUGCUGCAGCAGUUGCAACACCAGUAUCGAUUAAUGCAACAGCAUCAGCUGAAGCUACAACAGCAGCAGCAGCAACAACAACAACAACAGCAGCAGCAACAGCAGCAACAACAGCAGCAACAACAACAGCAGCAGCAGCAGCCACAAAGACCUGCAGGAAUUACAAGGCAACCACAGCAGCCAGCACAGUAUUCACCAUACCAACAGAGUUCCGUUAUUAAAACAUACAGUAUGCCACAGCAAACACAGGGUUCAGUAGCACCACAGACUGGUUUUACGGAUGCUAGUAUUGGGUAUUCUGCUGCCACACCUAGCACACAGCAAUCACCUGGAAUGCCCUACAAAAGUGCAACAGUGGACCAUCAGUUAUCAUAUCAACAGAGAACAUCCUCCCAACUGCAGCAUUAUCCAUAUGGUACUCAGGCUAAUUCUACAGGCUUCACACAGAUAUCUUCAACUACAACACCUCAUGCAACACCGCCAGCUCAUUCAACUUUGGAGUCAAGUUCUUAUCACCAUACUUACCCAACAUCAAAUUCUCCUUCGAGCAAAGAACUUGCUGUGAGUGACCAAGAGCUACAGGCUUUACUUUCCCAGAAGGAUAUUGCAACAUCACUAGCAGAAGAUUUGUUGAAACAUUUUGGGUCAGGUAGUGAAGAUUUAGAUGUGAAGGUGGAAGAGCCUAUAUCAACAAAUCAAGUUGCCAUUACAUCAACAUCAAAUCAACAAAACUCCAAUACUUUGAGCUCAGGACCAUUUUCUCCCUCAAAUUUGCCAGAUGACAGUAGUGGCAAUAAUUCUUCAGUAAUAAUGAACUCUGGUGCAUCUACUGCUGGCGAAGCUGUGAAUGUAAAACAGUCGAUGUCUCCAGCAGUCAGUACUGCAAAUAGUCCAAAACUUGAGCAGGCACCAACACCUUCGUCCAGUGCUUCUACUAUAACAUGCUCACCCAAACAAGAGAUAAAAACAGAAGGAAUAUCCACUACUGUGAAAAGUGAAUCUCAGAGCUUAAUUACGACAAGAAGUACUUCACAAACUUCCCAGAACACCAAUCGUGUUCCAUCAGUAUUACAGCAGGAUUUGAAAGUAGAAGCUGCAGUUUUAGAAUUUUCGAACUUAUGUGAGCCCCAACCUGAAACAGAAUACAGCAUAGAUAUGGAUGCCAAGUCUGUGAUAGAGGCAUGCAAGGGCCGAGGGCUAAAUGGUGUCUCAAACUGCAGCAUUUUGUCAGACCGUGCUCCUCCACCGCAGCCUCCAGAUCCACCUCAGCAGCGACUAACAAGAGAACAGCUGCUUCCUCCAACUCCCUCUGUGUACCUGGAAAACAAAAAGGAUGCAUUCAGCCCACAGCUACAAGAGUUCUGCCUCAAGCAUCCAAUUGCUGUUGUCAGAGGCCUAGCAGCAGCACUUAAAUUAGACCUAGGUCUGUUCUCAACAAAGACACUUGUUGAGGCAAAUCCAGACCAUAGCGUUGAAGUUAGAACACAAAUGCAGCAAACAUCAGAUGAAAACUGGGAUCCACAGCAAGGCCGAAAAGUUUGGGCCUGUAUUAGUCACAGAUCACACACCACUAUUGCCAAAUAUGCUCAGUAUCAGGCAUCGUCUUUCCAGGACAGCUUGAAGGAAGAAGGUGAAAGAACAGCAGGAGCACACAACAGUAAUCUGUCAGAUUCGGACUCGAAAGAUUCUACAGGAAAUGUGCGUCGAAAGAAAGGAGGUGCAUUUGGAGGUUCAGGUGGUGGGAAGUCGGGGCCCAAAAUGUUAAGAUUUGGUACUAAUGUUGAUCUCUCAGAUGAACGAAAAUGGAGACCUCAACUGCAGGAACUCAUGAAAUUACCAGCAUUUGCUCGUGUUGUCUCUGCUGGAAAUAUGUUGUCCCAUGUUGGUCAUGUUAUUCUUGGCAUGAACACAGUACAACUGUACAUGAAGGUUCCUGGAAGCAGGACUCCGGGACACCAAGAGAAUAAUAACUUCUGCUCCAUCAAUAUUAACAUUGGCCCAGGUGACUGUGAAUGGUUUGCUGUGCCUGAUGCGUACUGGGGAGUUAUUUACAAUCUUUGUGAAAGGAAUAAUAUAAACUACCUUCACGGCUCCUGGUGGCCUUCUUUAGAUGAUUUAUAUGAGGAAAAUAUACCAGUCUAUCGAUUCAUGCAGAGGCCAGGAGAUUUAGUAUGGGUCAAUGCAGGUUGUGUUCAUUGGGUUCAGGCUGUUGGAUGGUGCAACAACAUUGCAUGGAAUGUUGGCCCACUGACUGCAAGGCAGUAUCAGUUGGCUAUAGAACGCUAUGAGUGGAAUAAACUUCAAAGUUUCAAAAGUAUUGUUCCAAUGGUCCAUCUUUCUUGGAACCUCGCACGCAAUAUUAAGGUUUCUGAUCCUAAACUUUUUGAGUUGAUCAAAAAUUGUUUGCUAAGGACAUUACGCCAAUGUGCUAUGAUAUUAGAAUUUGUGAAGUCAAAAGGUGUAGAAGUGAGAUUCCAUGGUCGAGGAAAGAAUGAAGCAUCUCAUUACUGUGGACAGUGUGAGAUUGAAGUUUUCAACAUCCUCUUCAUCAGAGAACAAGAAAAAAGGCAUGUUGUUCAUUGUAUGGACUGUGCCAGAAAGCAGGCACCAAGUUUGGAAGGGUUUGUGUGUCUCGAAGAAUAUAGCAUGGAAGAACUAAUGGAAGUGUUCGAUCAUUUCACAUUACAUGAUCCAAAAAGCCCAUCAAAUCAAUUGAGCCUACCAUCAUGAUGACUACAAAUGCUAGCAUUAGCAAGUAGGUAAUGGUCUGCUGCAGCAAGCUUGGAACAAUGAGCUUAAGCUGCAAAAUUUGUGUUGAAUCCUCACUAUGCAUGAUCUCCAUUACUGGGGAGUGGAAGAUAUAUUUCUACAAGUGAAACAUUUCACAUUAUAUAUAAAGCCUUUUUUUAUGAAAAGAGUGAAAUGCAGAAUUCAGAGUUAUAUUUUAAUACAAAUAUAAAGUAAUUUUACGAAGACUCACAACUGUAGAUCAAGACAAAAAGGAAAUAAAGUGAUGUGCUGCAUAGACUGACCUCAUGUUGAAAGAAAGGCAGUAGGAUAUGUACUAGUGACAAUCUGCCUGCUGCAUGUUUAUGUGCAUCUUGUAAAUAGGGGAAGUAAUUUGUGGAUGUACAUCGAAACAUUUCUAUGAAUGUCAAACGGGUGAUCUCAUGUUUUAUCCUCAUGUUUUGAACAGUGGAUAAAUAUAUUUGUACAGUUUCUAUUUAUUAGGACAUUGUGGAAUGUGAAAAACCUGAGUAUCAGGUCACAAGCAAUUCAAGUGUAAAUAAUUAACGAGAACGUUACUUGAAGCAAUUAUGAGAAUUGCUUAUUUAGGAAGACAGUAUAACACCUGCCUAAGAAAUUACAGGGCAAUUGAUACUAAAUUUUUGACAGUGUAUUAAUGUCCAACAAAUUUAGUGCUGCAAUCAACAGUUAUGUGAUGAGCUUCUUAAAAAUUAAGAGACUAUGUAAAGCUGUAAUUUGAUAACAAAAUAUGAAAGUGAAAAAUAUUUUAUGGUAGUUUCUGGAGUUAAAGUCACAGGGCAUUAAUUAUUACACAAUUUUGUGUAUUGGAUCAUUGGUAGUGAUCUACUUUCUUCCUUUUAAGACACGUGUUGACUCAAGCGAUGCAAUAUUUGAAUUGUGAUUUUGUGAUAAGACUGACUUUCACUGCCAAAAGGAAGUAAGAAUUUCGUUUUUGGAUUAAUGGUGUGCUGUUGAAAGAAUCUGAAGUAAUGUGUAAUUACUUUGCAGUUACCACGCAUUUGUUUAUAUGCACAGGAUUUGUUGUAUAGUAUUCAGAUUUAAAAGAACUAGCUAUCACUGCCAGUAGCUUAUUUGCAUAAACUGCAUAGUGCUUGUUAAACUUUUAGAAAUCUAUUUAACACACAAAACCAACUUGACCUUUAUUUGUGGCAUAUAUAGGAUGUUCUAUUUUAUAUGAGAAUGGUAUGUUUUGUUUGUUUCUGUAGACUGAGUUUAGGAUUCAUGUAAAUAAUUUAUGAUAAGUAAUAACAAUAUUAAAAAUGAAAAUGGAACAUCCAUUGCAGUUCGACAAACAGUAUGUGAAAUGAAAAAAUGUAUUAGAUCUUUUACUCUGAAGCUUGUAGUGGCUCGUUCAUUUUCUAAUGUAAAUCAUCCUUUGAGGUAAUUUAUUUAAGAAUUGACAUGAUUAUCUUAUUCUCCAGAGUUUAAUUACAUAUUUUAAUAAUUGUUGUGUAUUUUACUAUGUUAAUAUUUUCCUAGAGAUCUUUAUCCUCUGUGAAAGAGUUGUCUAAAUGUAAUUUUUAUUUCUUUACACUUCUGGUGACUAUUUGGUUAAUGUAUUUUGAGUCACAACUGUUAAAAUAUUCCAUUACAGCUCUAGCCACAGUUACGGUAAACUUCAGAAUGUCUUGCAGGCUGUGAAUAUUUUGUCAGUAGAUGAUAAAGUAAAAUCAAUUUUUGACAGUUAUGAUAUAGAAAUGUAAUAAUCCUAAGUUAUUUGGUUUUUAACACAUGCCCUUAUAGUGUUGACUCUUAUGUUUGUAUCUUGAGUGUGUUCUUUUGGUUCAGUAUUGGAAUGGAUCACAGCUAAUAAUUUUAAUUAAAAGAAGCAUAUGAUGUGGAAAAGAGGUAUAUGUAAAGACACACAUACACAAACUAUAUUCACUUUUUUGUUGCCAAGCCACUGAAACAGAUGUCGUGGUAUAUCACAGAUGUGCAAGGCACUUUGUUUAUACAUAUAUUCAUAGAUAUAUAUACCUAUACAUAUAUCUGUCAUUCUUUUUAUGGUAAUAAUUUGCCUCUACGUGUGGCAGUGUAUAAGCUUUUUGUUCUUAUUUCUGUAAUCAUUUGAUGUGCUGAUUUUAUUGUUUACAAUAUGAUUAAAUUUGUCAAAACCUGUGCAUAUUGUAGGUUUUGUACUGGCUCUGGUAUUCUUAAAAAAUUUUGAAAGAUAGAAAAGAAAAAGGAAAAAGUAGCUUUUGUAUUUAUAGGGAGAACAAAUCCCUACAAUGGGUGUAUUAUUGUUACUGAAUUUUGUGUGCAUUUAAAAAAAUUUUUAUUGUGAAAAAUGUGUUAACAUUGUCAGUGAACAAUACUGCACAGUACAUUAUAAAUUGUGGCAUAAAUAAGUGAGAAGGUUGGACAUGCCAGUCUGCAUCCGUAAUGUGUUCCUUGUAUCUGUUGUGUCACAUCAUAAAAAUUGUAAAAAUGAGUUAGCUAAUCAAUAGAUGCCAAGAUCUCUUUAAAAAUCAUAAGUCAACAAAACCUAUUAGAGUAUACUUGUUGACUUCGUGUAUGAGAAUAAUAUAUUUACAUGGGUUAAUGAAUGUAGGGCAUGAAGACGUAUAUUGCUUGUUUUUUUGGAAUUGAUGAGAAAAUUUCAGCAAGUUCACUCAUGGGGCAUCACAUAUUUUUCACCCUCAACAGCAUUCAUUGGUUAAAAAGCCAGAGGUAAUAAAGUAAAAAUCUUAUAAUGCCAUUUCCUCUCUGGUUAACAUUGAGCUUAAUACUGUGUGUCUCCUUCCUUUUAACUCUGUAAUGUGUUACGAGCUGCAAUAAGAGUUAUAAUGAUUCUCACAAAAAUAGGUGGGUCAAGGUCAUCUCACCAUCUUACAGCAAUGCCAGUUAGUGGUAUUUUCAAAUGUUAGUGAUAUUUCUGAAAAAAAUGCUGUACAUCUCUUAUUUUUAAUCCAAAAUAGUUUUUGUCUCGUGUCACCUACUAACAAGAUAUUCCAGUCACGGCAGUAUACAAGUACUUGCAUAUUACUGCCAGGAUUCUUGAUAUGAUGGCUUCCCGUAAAAAUAUUCCCUACCACCUGUAGGGAUUACAUUUGCAACUCUUCCCCACCCAAAACACCAAUAUUCACUAUACAAAAGUGCCUGUAGAUAUUUUUGGGCCACCAUUUUCCUUGAAGUGGUGCCAGACAUAUUUCUUCCUAUGGGUUUGCGAAAACCAAGUUUCAUUCAGAUAAGGCUUGUUGUCCUCUGUAUGCAAUAAAUGCAUAGUUCACAAAAAUUUAUUUCGCAAGGUAGCAAUAUCCCUUUGUUCCAUAAGAAAUGUCAGCAAUGCCAGUUAGUGGUAUUUUCAAAUGUUAGUGAUAUUUCUGAAAAAAAAUGCUAUACAUCUCUUAUUUUUAGUCCAAAAUCGUUUUUGUCUCGUGUCACCUACUAACAAGAUAUUCCAGUCACGGCAGUAUACAAGUACUUGCAUAUUACUGCCAGGAUUCUUGAUGUGAUGGCUUCCCUUAAAAAUAUUCCCUACCACCUGUAGUGAUUACAUUUGCAACUCUUCCCCACCCAAAACACCAAUAUUCACUAUACAAAAGUGCCUGUAGAUAUUUUUGGGCCACCAUUUUCCUUGAAGUGGUGCCAGACAUAUUUCUUCCUAUGGGUUUGCGAAAACCAAGUUUCAUUCAGAUAAGGCUUGUUGUCCUCUGUAUGCAAUAAAUGCAUAGUUAACAAAAAUGUAUUUCCCAAGGUAGCAAUAUCCCUUUGUUCCAUAAGAAAUUUUUGUUCGUCCUCACAUUUUCUGGUCAUAAAACCAAUGUCAUUUAGAAGGGGAAGAAUGAACGUUCUCAAGCCCUUAUACUCAAUUUUGUAUUAGUCGUGGACUUCAUUAGACCUAGGAUACUAUCCUCUAUUGUAGUAUUCUAACACAUUCCUACAGCAUACUUUUUUUUAUUAAAAUCAUCCAUUUGAGUAAAUCUAUUUUCCAGUUUAUAUCCCUUAUGUGGUGAAUGGAAGAAAGCAUUCACACCUACAGCCUCUGAAGAAGUUAAUCACUAACAUGUUGCACUGUUCUUUCUGUGACUCCACAAGCUUUUGCUGUCAACUUUUGUACUUGGGCAAAGUAGUGUUCAUUCUGGCUCCCUCAUCACAAGCAAGUUAAUUGAAUAACUUUUAAUUAAACAUUACAUAUUUAGUUCGUUUUCUAAUGUACAUUCAGUCCCGGCAUACACUAAGAAUAUAUGGACUACCAACUAAUCUAUGCAUAGAAUGUUACUCUUUAUAACUGUCUGUAAAGCAGAAUAAGUUCACAAAAAAGCAAAACCAAAUAUACGGAAGUAGCGAAUUGUGACGACUGACCUGCUGGCACCUGUCAUGGCAACACACCAGUGUCAGGGUCAAAGUGGGGGGAGACGUAAGGAGCAACCUUGAGCAGCCUACUUUUUUGACAGAAACUUUAAAAAUUCAAGCCAAUUAUUAUUCUGUUUUGUAAGAGACUAUUGGGCUGUUCAGCAUUACUUGAGAGUUAUUUUUGCAGCAACAACUGCAGGAUGUUACAUAAACUAUUAUUUUAUUGUAACCAUGAGAGCCUCAUUAGAGAUAAUUACCAUAGCUUGGGAAGGAGCUGAGUUUUAUUGUAAUAUAAAAAGUAACAACAGUUGUUGCCAAAAAUAAUUAUACUGAAAAACAAAGCCAUCUACAUAAUUAGAAUUUGUAACUGAGGUUUGAAAAGCUUUUCCCCCCUUCAGUUAAAGUAUACUUUAUUUCACAUAUGGACAUGUAUAAUUACGUAUUAUUUCCCUAACAAUACUAUGAAAAAGAUAGUUGCUACUCACCAUGCACCAGGCAUGCUGAGUCAUAGAUAGGCACCAUAAAAAGACUGUCAGAAAAUGAGCUUUCGGCCAACAAGCCUUCAUUAGGAGGGUAAAAAAAGAAAAAAACCACACACACACACACACACACACACACAACUUGCAUACACAUGACAGCAGUAUCUGGCUGCUGAGGUUGGUGGUCCGUUUGUUGUGCCUAUCUGCGACUCAGCAUCUCUGCUGUAUGAUGAGUAGCAACUAUCGUUUUCAUAAUAUUGUUACAUUCCAUACUGGAUUUUCCAUGGUGGGACAUUACUUCUCUAGGUACUUUAAGAUUGUGUUCUCCUCAUAGACAGUGGUAUUAAGAGAGAGAAGCUUUUCUGCACCAGAAGCCAUCACUUUUAAAGAUACUUCACUGAUAAAAAAAUGUUUGCCUUCCUACAUAAAUUACUUACCAACCCAAGGAUGUAGUACACCAACAAGUAUAAAAUUUAAGCUUCUGACUUAUUCAAAAAUAGUUAGGAAUAAGAAGGGAGGGGAAACAUAAACACCAAUCAUAACUCUUGAGAAAUAAUUUUGAUAAGUAGGGAAUGCAAGGCUAUUGUCGCCAUAAAAGAAAUGGAUUGUUCAGAUUUCAUGGUAUUUCAGCUGGAGUGCAACUGGAAAUACCAGUUAUCAUAUAUGUGAAUGAAUGCUUACCUAUCAUUAUUACAAGAACAAAUAUAUGGUGUCAAAAUUGCCUUAUUAGCAAACAAGUGAAAAAUAAAUUUUACUAUAGUUCUCUUCAGUUAGGUUAACAUUGUGAAAUAAUUAGUAGAAAUCAAGGAUGUGUACUAAUACCUAUUUCAGGGAGUAAAAUACUUGUGUAUGUAUCUUACAACUAAUAGGGUUCUGCAUAUUCACAGUGCAAGUCACAUUCACAUUAUCAGGAACACACAAGCAAUCUAUUUAUGAAACAGAAGGGAGGACAACUCAUUAAAUUUUGUACACAGAUUUUUUCUCGUGCCUUAUUGUCAUAUCUAUUUGCAUUGUUUGUACACUAAACUGUCCAUAAUUACCCAAUGUAAAUUACAAUUUGUGCAAACUUACUUAAUCAUUUCUCAGAUAAGCAUAACAGUAAUUAAUACAAGAGAAAAAGAUAUUGACUUACAAUGGGUAUAUACCCAAAUUUGCAGAUAUUCUUGGAAGGGAAGCUGCAAGUUUUGUCCACUCCCCCUCCCCACAGACUAAAUUCAUUGUUACUUUAUUAAACUAACUCAUGGUUAUGGGUCUGGUGGUACUGUGUCACAAAUUAAAUUUCUCUCAUUGUGUAAAGGGCUAUUUAGAAAUUAUCAUUUUCCUGGUAUUUUUUUUACUCACAUUUCAUUUUAGGUUCAUACUCACAUGAGAAUCUAAGUUACAUGGUAGUUUUGCAUCUUGGGUCCAUUAAUUGCAGCUUUACAUUUUCCCUUUAUUACACAAUAACGUGUUUGACAUUAUUUUUAUGACAGGAAACUACCUCUUUGCUUUGUGUUUGUGGUACCAGCAAAAAUUUAAGGUAGUACAGUGCUUUUUAUUCUAGUUACACUUUUACAGAAUUUUUGGGUCCUGAAACACACCACAUUUGUCCAAGAACUCAAAGCUUGUAUUAUAAAUUUGAUUUCACACUCGUACUGUUUACAACACACCAUUCGAUAUUUGCUUGUGAUGCGUAUAGAUACUCAUUCAGAUACAUUAGCAACUAUUUUUUGAUCAUUUAUUAAUUGGAAAAGAUACUACAGACCUAACUUAAGUUCUCUCUAAUAUGUUUUCUAAAUAAACUUAUGUCAGAAAACAACUUUUGAAAGUCCGUCAGUAUAAUCUUGCUGCCUUUGUAUUUCAAGCUUCAUGCUUAAUAAUUUUCUCUAGUACUGUGUGCUGUUGAAUUUAUAACUAAUGGAAAGGCUGUGUGAAAGUGUAGAAGGAAGACAUUCACAAUACCGUCAAAGAUAAUCUUAUUGCACAGCCUUUCCCAGAAAUGGGUGUAGGGGGAAAGAGGCUACCUGAGUUCAUUAAAAACAAAACAAAAAAAAGAGGGUUGGUUUUUAUGCUGAAGCCAAGUGAAGCAAAAUAUAAAUGCACAUCAAUGUGAUUGCAGAAAAUGUAUGUAGUUUCUCAUACAGAAAAAUGAAUGAAUUAGAAAGUAAGUACAUUGUGUACAUGGUAUAUAAUAACUGAACACUGCCAAUAAUUUGUGAUAGUAUAUUUCUUUUUAAAAUAAGAAAUACAUGUUGAUUGCCACUUUUACACUGCCCCAGGUCGUUCAUCACAUAUUCAUGUAAAUCUUCAUCAAGACUGAAGAGAAAAAUGUUUUGUUGGCAGAUCACAAACUUUUUAUAGAAAAUGUUAAAUAAUAAUGAAAAAAAUCACAAAAUUAAGGUGUAUGCAAUGAAUUGAACUUGUACAUCAAUCAUUCAGGUGAUGAAAGCUGUAAUGUUCUUUUCCUCACCAGUUUCUAGCUUGAAAACAGUUGCCCCAAAAGCUGUUCUCAACAUCAUCUAAACUUUUCUGUCAAGCUGUCUGCAGUCUUUUUCUUGUUUACAAUCUCCACAGAAUGUAACUUUUUGAUUAUGGUAAAUUUGUCUGCCAAUUAAUGUAAUUGAAAAUUUGAUUAGAGUACCUCUAAUUAAACUGUAAUACACAAAGUUCUUUUGAAGUCAGCACUCACACAAUUUCAGAUUUGGAUCCAUAAAUACUUCUCAGGUCAUGAAUGUGUUUGACUGUAGAGAGAUUAAGAAAUGUGCUGUAAUAAUGAAGUUAUUCACAGAACAUUUUUGUCAGGCUAUUAAAAAAAUUGACCAGAAAGGAUAAUGUCUAUGUGUCAGUUAUCAUUGGUGAAUCAGUACCAUGUUUCGCUUUGCUAUCUCCUACAGCAAUCAUACAGGAUUGAAUUUUAAUCAAGAUGCAUAAUAGAUAGCAACUUUUGUUGCUGAUUAUGUUCAGACUAGUUGCAUCUCACUGAUUAACAUGGAUUCAAAUUUUCGUAAAAUGUUGUAGUAGGUAUUCUUUCCUUAAUUUCAUCUAGCUUAACUCUGAAAAAUUAAUAUGAAACUUUUGAACUUUGAAAGAAUUUUCUUGACUUUGUAUGUAAUGUAAACAUUUUAUUUGAUCAUUAUGGGCCAAUCCAAUUGCAUGACUGGGGAUAAUGAGUUUGAUAUCAACUGCAUACAGCAUUCACUUUCUCUUCAGUCCAUGUUGAAACAACUUACAGAAUUCAGUGCCUUCAGUAGUCCUUUGUAAUAAUAUUUUGUAAUGUAACAGUUGCACAUUGUUGAUCUCCUUCUUUACCAAACUGUGUUUGCCAUUAUCAUUAUGUUCACAAUCAAGCUCAUGAUGUAAAUUAUCAAGUUUUAAAUAAUGUAAUGUUAUUGAUUUGUGAAUUAAUUUGUCCUUAAGAUAUGUUGUAAUAGUAAUUGUAAAUGAAUUUAUCUGAAAAAUAUGAAAAACCAAGAAAUAAACAUUUUAGUCAGUUGAAA